This is a messenger RNA of Akanthomyces muscarius, 492 nucleotides long. RefSeq lists its product as uncharacterized. Lineage: Eukaryota; Fungi; Ascomycota; Sordariomycetes; Hypocreales; Cordycipitaceae. The transcript is spliced from 2 exons. The coding region runs from base 1 to 492 and encodes 163 amino acids. The record is from RefSeq and is a predicted model, not a curated record.
AUGUUUCCCUCAGGCUAUGUGCCAUUUACAUUUUCUCAUACCUACACGGUAAUCUGCAGAGGAUUAAAGCUUCCAACUCGGUCAACAAGUGACAGAAUCACCUUCACAGACACACACAUACGCAAAACCCCCGAAGCUCAAAUCAACAUGUUCUCCGUCACCAAGACCGUCGCCGCCACCCUGGCCCUGGCCCUCUCCGUCGCCGCCAACUCGGGCGACAUCACCUACUUCAACCCCGGCCUCGGCGCCUGCGGCCAUAACAACGGCAACGGCGACUACAUUGUCGCCGUCGGCCACGGCCUCUACGACCGCGAGCACCCCUGCGGUCGCCGCAUCCGCGCCCACUACGGCGGCCGCUCCGUCGACGUGACUGUCGUCGACCGCUGCGGCGGCUGCGGCGAUGGCGACCUCGACCUGUCUCCCGCUGCCUUUACCGCCCUCGUCGGCAGCCUCGGACCCGGCCGCGUCCACGGCAACUGGGAGUGGAUCUAA